AUGUACGCGGACCGAGAGGAGGCUCUGCGCAGCACACCGGGCGCGCCGACGCACCGCGGGACGGGUGCGCCGCGGCCUGAUUUGGAGGAGCGUGAACGUGAGCUGCAGGAACAGCUUCGUCGCCGCGCGGCCGAGUCGCGCCGCCGCGACGGGCCGGACGAGUCCCAUGCGUAUCGCGCGCGAUCGCCGGAUGCACACCGCCGCUACGACAGCCGCGCGAUGCGGCGGCGUGGAGACGAGGAGUACGAGAAUGGCCGCCCGCGCUCGUACGACGACCGCCGCGAUGCGCCGCCGCCGCCGCGCCGCCGGAGUCGGAGUCCCAUCGCGGACCGCGCGCCCCGCCGCAACGACGACUACGAAGUGCGCUCUGUCUUUUGCUCGCAGCUCCCGUCGCAGGUCGGCGAGCGCGAUCUCGGAGAAUUCUUUGAAGAGACGUUGGGCAAGGAUUCCGUCUUGUUUGUCCAGCUUGUGUACGACUAUCACAACGCGCAGUUUACCAACACGGCGUUUGUUGAGCUCGCGGACCCCCAGCUUGUGCUGCUUGCCAUUGCGAUGCACGGGCGCUCGAUGUUUGGCAAGCCGAUUUCGGUGCAGUCUGCCGAGGGCGCAAAACUCAAUGCGGCUGCCGACUGCCUCUUGAUGCCGCGGGCCGACGUGCACCCUCCCCCGCCGAUGCGCUCGCACAGCCCUGCGCCGCGGGGUGGUGGUGGUGGUGGCAGCGGCGGCGGCGCGCAUGGCGCCCCGGGACCGUCGGCACGUUUGUACGUCGGCAACCUGCACUACGACAUUGGCUCCGACCAAGUCCGUGCGGUAUUUGCACCGUUUGGCGAGCUGGACGAAGCCGAAGUGUACUAUGAUAAUGCAACUGGAAAGAGCAAGGGUUUCGCAUUCGUCCAGUUCAAGCACGCUGACGAUGCGCAGCGCGCCACCGACCAGCUCAACGGCUUCGAGCUGGCGGGCCGCCAGAUGCGCGUCGGCACCUCCAAGGCGCGUCCCCCGAGCGGCAGCCGCAAUGCGCACGCGGCCCCGCUCACGACGCGCUUUGACGAGGGCGGCGGCGGCGGCGUCAACUCGACCGAAAAGCGCUUUGCGCUCAUGGAAAAGCUUGCGCGCACUGAUCCCCAGUCGCAGGAGCCUAUGCGUCCUGCCUCGAUUCCCCGUGCGUCCAGCACGUCGCUCCUCCUCAAGUACAUGUUUAAUCCCGCCGAGGAGAGCGGCGAUUGGGCUGCGGAGCUGCGCGACGACGUGCGCCUCGAAUGCGAGCGGUACGGACCCACGCGGCAGGUCUAUGUGGAAAAGGACAGCCCCGACGGCGAAGUGUAUGUCGUGUUUGGCGAUGCGCACUAUGCCGAAAAAGCGCGCAGCGCGCUGCACGGCCGCUUCUUUGGCGGGAAGCGGAUCGAGGCCAGCUUCGUGCCCGAGGCCAUCGUCCACGCCAAGCUCGGUUGA
This is a messenger RNA of Malassezia japonica, 1449 nucleotides long. It is a transcript of the gene rsd1, whose product is annotated as Phosphatidylinositol-3-phosphatase SAC1. The transcript has 2 exons. Gene Ontology annotation, biological process: mRNA processing. Gene Ontology annotation, molecular function: U1 snRNP binding; RNA binding. Bases 1 to 1449 code for a protein of 482 amino acids. Gene Ontology annotation, cellular component: nucleus. Lineage: Eukaryota; Fungi; Basidiomycota; Malasseziomycetes; Malasseziales; Malasseziaceae. The record is from RefSeq and is a predicted model, not a curated record.